Mercurialis annua (annual mercury) is the source of this 561-nucleotide messenger RNA. RefSeq lists its product as uncharacterized. The transcript has 3 exons. The coding region runs from base 100 to 375 and encodes 91 amino acids. NCBI's taxonomy places the organism in Eukaryota, Viridiplantae, Streptophyta, Magnoliopsida, Malpighiales, Euphorbiaceae. The record is from RefSeq and is a predicted model, not a curated record.
UCAUAUGCUGAUCUCUCUAUAUACGAACUCAGUUCUUCUCUUAAUUGCUGUAAAUUCACAGCUUCCUCUUUUUUGUAAGAAUUUAUCAUUUAUCAAGCUAUGGAGACACAUAAUAAUACGGGACAGCAGAAACCGAAAGAGACACCGCCUGCUGCGAGUUCAUGUCGGAAGAAGACGAACGAGAAAGCCGCGUUUUUGGAGGAUUUGAAAGAUCACAUGGAUGAGUUCAUUCAUGCCUCUAUGGAAGAUCACAAGAGUUGCUUUAAGAACACUAUGCAAAAAAUGUUUGGAAUGUCCAAGAUUGUUGUUGCAGAGAAGAGUGCUUCUGAUCAUGCAAAAGAAGUUGAGAGUUCUUUGCCUGUCCGUACGGAUUAGUAUAGAUUUGGAACUAUAUAGUAUGAUUAAGGAGUGGUUUAACAUAAAUCAGAUUUAGCCAUCUUAGAUAUGUUUAUUUUGUUCUAUUAGGCUAAUGGGACUUUUAAUGAUGCUUUAUUUAUGUCUGAUUGAUGAUUUGGGUAAUUUUGACAAAGAAUUAUGUUUGAUCAACUAUUAAAUGCAUGU